AUCUGUUGUCAUUCUCACAUCGCGAGGCAUAAGCAAAGACAAAAAGUGAGAACGAAGUGCGUUAUUUCAUUUUUAUACCAUUUAAUUUAAUUAGAAAUCUAAGCAAAGCAAAAAUAUGCGCGAGUGAAAUUGUGCCACUCCAAAAACCCAAAAGGCUCCCGUGUCGCUUCGUGUAAAUGGCCAAAAACUAACGCGAAAAGUAAAACUGCCAACAACAACAAGCAGCAGAAAACAGAAAGCAUAAGCAAGCAGCACCAGCAACAACAACACCCACAGCAGCAGCAACAACAACGCAAUUGUGAUAGACAAAGAAAUAGAUUAAGGAAAGGGAAGCAAACAGCGAAAGAGAACUGAAGGAAGGGGAGAAAAACGAAAACAGCCUGAAUUAUAUGGAAAAUAUUUCUUUGCUCGAACAUAUUGAUGGACACUGAGACUAGGGAAACUCAAGUAAACGGUUUUUACACACUUGCACAUUUGAUACGCAACGAAAAUAGCUUUUAAAGUAAUAAGUAAUAAGCAGGCGUAAGAAGAAGCAUAGCAUACAAAAUAAAUAAGAGAAGCGAAGAAGGCAAAGGGGAAAAUAAAACAACACUGAGAGAGGGAGCAGCAGACUAUCGAAAAUAAAGAGGAAGAGCAUUCGUUGUUGUUGUUGCUGUUGCAAAUAAAAACACAAACAGACACACACACCUAGAUACAGACACAGCCACAGCUGAUGUAAAAUAAUUUGCAGCGCUUGUGUGUUCGUGCCCAUUUACAAUUGAUUAAAACCAAAACACACGAACACAACAACAGACAACAAUAACACUGGCACACACACACACUGGCUCACCAUUGUGAAAAUUGAUUAAAGAUUAUAAGCUUAACAUUCACACACACAAGUACAACCAUAAUUACAAGCACACGUACCAAUGAGGGAACACCAAUAAAUCGUCUGAAGCACUGCCAAACCAUAAGUGAGACGACAGGAUCAAAAGGGGGAGGAGGAGGAGGUCCGGGAGUGGGAGCGGGAGAAUCGGGAGUAUCCCCUCCAGGAAGCGGGAUCCAAGUCGAGGACACAGCGGGAUCAUCAACAAAUCCAUGAUGCUGUACGUUUUUCACGUGGACGUCGGUCGCAUGCUGAGCUUCGACAUGAACGUAGCCCUGCAAUCGGUGGAGCACCUGAAGGAGACGAUUCAGAAGCUGCACAACAUCCCGGCCGCCAACAUAGUGCUGCUGGUGAGCGGCGGCGAGAUGCUAACGCACUCCACCCAAGUGUCGUGCUAUUCGGCAGGCACCGACACUAAUCCUAUCUACAUGUUCCUCACGGGGGACGAGCGCCCGGCGCCCACGAUAUCCAACUCGGAUGCUGACGCCGAGCUGCGUCGCCAGGUGGAGGAGAGCCAUCGGCUGCCAGCGGCUCUGGAAACUGUGCGCCAACGGGCACAGCUUGCGCAGCAUAUGCGAGAGCUCGCCAGGAAGGAGGAGGAUCUGUGCGAGCGUCUGGUCCACGAGCAGCACCUUCAGCAGCAAGGCUGGUCGGCGGUGGUGGCCAAUAUGGAGGAUCUGACGAACGAGUUUCGCGAGCGCUUCGUCAACUUCUGCUCCUCUUUCGAUCGGCAUCUUCAGAAGCGCGAGAGCUACCUGGAGCUUUUGCGCAACUUUGCCGAUGAUCUCAAGCAGCUGGGCAGGAUUCCCAUACUCCCGGCCCUUAUGUCCCUGGCCGAGGCCGAUUUUCAUGGCUUUGACGAGCUGUUGGAGAACGACGAUGUGUUUACCGCGCAGCAACAGCCGACACAGCAGCAGCAGGGUCUCACUGAAUCCUCGCAAGCGGACUCCCCCAAUAAGAAGCUCAAGAUGGGCGACGAGGCGGAAGCUGAUUCUGGUGACCAGCAGGAGCGAGUUUCCCAGACCUCGACCAGCAGCAGUUCGCUGGCCCGUCGCCACAACCUUAACCUGCUGCAGUGGAUCAGUUCUAAGGGUAACCACAGUGCCCUGCAACUAAUGUCGGAUGAGUGCAUCCAGGGUUUGGACAUCUUCAGUGCGGACAUCUACGAGAAGCUGAAGGAGGAGGUUAAACAGAUCAUCAAGAUGGCCAACCAAGGCGACGUCAAGGAGAUCAAGGGCCUUGGCGACCGUCUUUGCAAGCUGGAAGAGUUCAAGUUCCGAAUAAAGAAGAUGGUGCAGGAGCAAAAAGAGCAGGCUCUUGCGCUGCAGCAGAACGAGGCGCGGGCUCAGAAUUUGCGUGACAAUUCCGUCCUGCCGGAUCUCUGCCUCUCCCAUCGCUCACAGCUGCAGGUGAUGCUGGAGAAUCACACGAAGAUCCGCGAGUACUGUCGCUGCAUAGCCAAUUCCAAGGACGAGCUGGGCUGGAAUCUGCACACACGUCUGCGUCGGAUCGUGUGGAUCGAGAAUGGAAUGAGUGAGUUCGACAAUCGGUUGCUGUUCAAUCAUCGCUGCUUGCGGCGGGCCGAGCGUCACAUCAGCAUCAUCGAGCAGAUCCACCGGGCGCCAAGCAUUUAUGUGGCAGCCGUGGCGGAGGUAGUGCGCCGAAAGAUUUUUUCGGACGAGUUCCGGCAGUGGGCCACUCGACUUUCUCUCGAUUUCGAUCGCAUCCACGGCGAGGAGUUGCGCCGAAGGAAGGAAUUCAAUGCGAGCUUUGAAGGCCAUUUUCUCAAUAUUCUGUUUCCUGGCAUGGGUGACAUGCCUCCAGCUUUUGCGAAUGAGCACCCUUUGAGCUUUGACACGCGACUCCCUCCCCUGAGCAGGUCGGACAUGGAACUGCUCUCCUCGCAGCUGCCGGAACUGGCCGGACAGCUGCAGUUGCCCGAUAUGAAACCUGUGAUAGACUUCUUCGUCCUCCGCUCGGGCAAAGAUGGAGAACAGGAUCAAGAACAGGAGCAAGAUACCCCAUUGAUGGCUCCUCGCUUGGCCGAGCUGCAGGCACAGACAGCUGCCUCCGAUUGCGAAACGGAUACGGAAACUGAGUUCGAAAAGCUCAGCACCACAUCCAAGUGUGUGGCCACGUCCACCUCUACCAGCUUGGUGGAGCAAGUAGCACGGAGCACUGCCACCGAAGACCUGCUUAUGCUCAGUGCUGGCACCCUGACAGAAGAGAACGCUGGCAGUCUGCAGAAAAUGCGUAGUGACAUGGAAAAGAUGUCUAAGUUGGCCAGAGCCUGCCUUCACGAAGCUCGCUCAAAUUUGGGCAUCUUUCGCAGUGACGCUGCUAACUACCAGGAUGAGCUCCAAUCCGAGCUACAUCUCUUGCGGGAUAAGUGCAAUGUGCUCCAAAUGCAGUGUGAGGCAAGCGAGCGGAAAUCCCAGGAGCAGUUGGAGGAGAUGCGCCUGAAACUGCAGCUUGCGGAGCAGGAGAAGCAGUCGGCUGUGGCCCAGGCCCGGGAGCAACUCAUCCACGAGCACAAAACGGAACUGGAGUCCCUUCGCUGCCGCUUCAAGUUGAUGACCUCCAUGGAGCGUUCGCCCUCGGACAGCAGUCUUGAAAAACUGGAGCGGCCGACGAGCAGUGCUAGCGUGGCCAGCGCAAACACUGGCGUGGAUAUCGACCACCUGCUGGCCCAGCAGCGCCAGGAACUACUGAUCCAAAGGGAGCGCGCCAUUAGCGAGGCCGUUGAUUCGGAGCGAUCGCUGUGGCAGUCGCGCCUCCUGCCCCUGAACUCUGAAUCUGUGAUGGCCAACGUGGGCAUAUUGAAGGACAUGCUAGCCGACAAGGAGCGGCAGUUGGAUCAGCUGCGUGAGCAGAACAAGAUCCUUACCCAAGAGUCGUAUCAGUUAAAAACCCGUUUGGAGAUGAUAACCAACGAGGACGGCAACAGCUGGCUCAAGGAGAAAAUUGACUAUCUAAACAAGGACAAGUGCCGGCUGGAGGAGGAGCUCAGCCAGGAGAAGAGCCGGCGCCAAGAAAUGGAGACCAGCGUGGCAGCCAUGAGGAGCUCUGCCUACGAUCUGAAUGUGGGUGGCACCUUGACCCGCUCCAAGUCCAGCGUCAGUUCCAGUCACCGGGCCAUCGCCUUGGAGGGAUGUGCGCGAGGCGAUCUCGUCUUUGUGGUGUGGAGCAUGCGUCAUGCGCAAUUUAUGGUCGUCCAGGACUCGCUCACCCUGUACUUUGUCCACGCCGACAGCCUGGCUGGUCUGCAGCUGACGGCUCCGGCCACACCGACUCCGGCAUUGGAACCCUCGCUGACAGUUGUGGAACUGAAUCAGAUCCCGCUGCCCUACUACGCCAUAGGUCGAGUCAUCGACAAGGAGUACUGCCAGGCGCGAAAGGAUGAUAAUCGCUAUCGCGUCAGCAGGGGCUCCAAGUUCUAUCGCAUUAAGCUGGCCCCGUUGCCCUCUCGAAAUGCUUCGCGGCGGGAGCGCUUAGAGUCCAGCUCAUCCGCCGCAGUAGCCGCUGCAUCGCCCAGAGAUGUCAUCGACGCUCCCAGCAGCAGCACAGUGCUCUACCAGAGCUUCAAGCAGCGCACGGUGAGCAUUACGAGCGUGAAUGAAGAGGAUGACGAGUCAGCUUCGUUGCUCAGCGAGCGCUGUCGCUAUAUAAGCGUCAGCGAGGAGGAUGAGUUGCAUGCUGCUGGAGGCGUAGUGCUGGCGACAACAACUGCUGUUACAUUAGCAACAUCAACAGCAGCAGCAGCAGCAGCGGCAUCACCAGCAAGUGCAACAACUACAGCAGCGGUAGCGGGAGAGCCGACGACAACUGCAGCGACUGCAGCAACUCAAGCACAGUCUGUGAUAACAGAGCAGCCAACGGCAUCGAGCAAACUUAAAUUGGAUCUACUGUUGGCCUCUGCUGAUAUAAUUACACAACCCCUAACACAACAACCACAUCAAUUGCGACAGGAACAAGAGCCACACGUUGAGGUGGAGAUUGCAGCGCCUGUGGCUGAAUUAAGUCCAAAUAAAACAAUCCAACCGGAAAAUCCGGAACCGGAAACCAUUACCAUCUAUGUGCCCCCCAACCCCAUAGCAACAUCCACUGUUUCAACCACUACAAGUGCUAGCAUCCUGACCAGCAUCGGUGCGGAGCCGAUUAUCAGCACAGCCCCCAUGCUACCAAUGUCCAUUGGUGCGGCUGCCAUAAGCGAGGACUCCGACGAGUACCGAUCGCUCGAGGGCAAGGAUGAUGGCGACGCCGAUGAUUUUCCCAUUUCCGAAUAGUGUACGACAAUUGGGAGUAACAUAUAACUACAUAUAUACAUAAUUGGAGUGUGUAUCUAGGCUAAAACUUUUACUCUAUGUAGGAACCGCAGCAAACAAGCAAACAAAACCCCUUAAAUAAAAGCCACAGGGCCAACACCGACACAGCAACACCAACAAAAACCAACAACAAACAACAGUAACAGCAACAGCAACAGCAAUGUGAAAAGUUAUAUACUUAACUAAUUUAAAGUUUACCAAGUGCAGAAUAUAUAUUCAAAAAGAAAC
This is a messenger RNA of Drosophila gunungcola (fruit fly), 5418 nucleotides long. RefSeq names its product RB1-inducible coiled-coil protein 1 (gene Atg17). Gene Ontology annotation, molecular function: protein kinase binding; molecular adaptor activity. The record is from RefSeq and is a predicted model, not a curated record. Lineage: Eukaryota; Metazoa; Arthropoda; Insecta; Diptera; Drosophilidae. Gene Ontology annotation, biological process: autophagy of mitochondrion; autophagosome assembly; positive regulation of protein phosphorylation. Gene Ontology annotation, cellular component: Atg1/ULK1 kinase complex; phagophore assembly site membrane; extrinsic component of membrane.